Messenger RNA from Peronospora belbahrii, 1155 nucleotides. Lineage: Eukaryota; Oomycota; Peronosporomycetes; Peronosporales; Peronosporaceae. The record is from the annotation of a GenBank genome assembly.
AUGACGUUAUUCGACCAUUAUUAUCAGAUUUUGCGCAUGACACGACGACGCUUCGAAGCUUCGAAUGGAGCUUUAUGGCUCAAUGGAAGACCCUUUUGUAUCAAAGGUGCAAGCUAUUUUGGCAUGGAAAGUGAUAUCUGCGUUCCCCAUGGACUAUGGGGUGGACCAGACUCCACAACGCUUGCAAUUGUAGCACAAUUAUUGCGUGCAAAGGGAUUUAAUCUUGUUCGAGUGCCUUUAGCUGUAGCUGCAGUGGUAAAUAAUAUUAUAGUCGAUCGUUAUAAGAUUGGAAAUGAAGUGGCACUACUGAAGGCCUUUGAAGGACGAGACUUACGAUACUUGGAUGUGCUCGACUAUAUGGUGCAUGAGUUAAAGCGUCACAACCUGCUCGUACUAUUGGAUGCGCACGUGAUGCAACCUGCUGGAGCGAUUACGUCCUUGUGGUAUGAUGAUGAACAAAGAUGCCCAGAGACGGUCGUGGAGAAAAUGUGGACGACAUUGGCAACGAGGUAUCAGAGUCAGUGGAAUGUUUUAGGUGCAGACUUGAAUAAUGAACCUCAUGGAGAGGCGACGUGGGGAUCAGGAGAUGUUAAAACAGACUGGAGACUUGCUGCUACGAGACUGGCAGAUAAAGUGCUGAAGAUAUGCCCUGAGUGGUUGAUCUUUGUUGAAGGUGUACAGACCACAGAAUGCGACACAGGACACGAGAUACCGUGUUUCUGGGGAGAGAAUCUGCAGGCGGCAGCUAUACAUUCUGUGAAAUUGUGUGUCGCCAAUCGCCUUGUGUAUUGUCCGCAUACUUACGGUCCUGCAGUGUCGUGGCAGCCGUAUUUCAAUGCAGAAGAUUUUCCAGAUAAUAUGCCGAGCAUAUGGGAUACUCACUUUGGUUACCUAAAGCAUCAGUCGGACGUGCCGCUGGUAAUUGGAGAAUGGGGUGGUUGUCAUGAAAAUCAGAAAGAUUGGAGCUGGCAGAAUCGGUUUGCUGAGUACACGCAACAGAUUGGCGUGAGCGGAGUGAUUUACUGGUGUGUGAACCCGAACGGCAGUGACACGGACGGUCUUUUGUGUGCGGACUGGCGUACACCGAAUGCAAAUGCUUUCCAGUUGAUGUCGCGCUUUACGGGGUCGCCUUUGCCGCAUGAUGGAUUAUGCUAA